Molecule: messenger RNA, 1697 nt
Organism: Diabrotica virgifera virgifera (western corn rootworm)
Lineage: Eukaryota; Metazoa; Arthropoda; Insecta; Coleoptera; Chrysomelidae
Product: zinc finger protein 664-like
Exons: 2
Coding region: 73-1557 (494 amino acids)
Biological process (GO): regulation of transcription by RNA polymerase II
Molecular function (GO): RNA polymerase II cis-regulatory region sequence-specific DNA binding; DNA-binding transcription factor activity
Source: RefSeq, a predicted model, not a curated record
UUUUGUUUUGUUUUGUUAUUGGGAUUUGGGAUCUUAGAUUGGGAUACAUAAAAUUGCAUAAAAUGAAAUGAAAUGGAAGUAAAACAAGAAAUUGGCGAGGAAACGUGUAAAGUAAAAGUAAAAAUAGAGUAUAAUGAAUUGGAUGGUGCUCUUUUGGAUGGAUUUAAAUGUGAAACUCGUGAGGAAUUUAAUAGUCAAAGUACACAUGACACAUACGAUUAUUUAGACUUGAAGGAAUUUCCCAUAGAUACUCUAAUAGAACAACAUGGAAAUAAAUUUAACCCAUUUGAAGAAAACCAAAAAACUGAAAAAGGUUAUCUUCAAGACGAACCCAAAAUGGAAACUAAGGAGACACUGAUUCAAGAUUCAUCUUAUGAGGGAAAUUACUCUAUCCCUCAGGGUCAACACUCUGAGGGACAAACAUUAAAUGAAAAUAUAAAAGUUGAGAGCGGACAAAGGCCUUACAAAUGUGAAACUUGUUUUAAACAGUUUACUAAAGCAAGUAGUUUGAAAACACAUUUGAGAGCGCACACUGGGGAAAAACCUUACAAGUGUGAAAUUUGUUUUAAACAGUUUAAUACAACAAGUAAUUUGAAACAACAUAUAACAACACACACUAGAGAAAAACCUUAUGAGUGUGACAUUUGUUUAAAACAGUUUACUACAAAAGGUCAUCUGAAACAACAUUUAACAACACACACUGGAGAAAAAUCUUACCAGUGUGAAACUUGUUUAAAACAGUUUAAUAAAGCAAGUACUUUAAAAAUACAUUUAAGAGUACACACUGGAGAAAAACCUCACAAGUGUGAACUAUGUUUUAAGCAAUUUAAUCACGCAGGUAAUCUAAAAACACAUUUGAGAGUGCACACUGGAGAAAAACCUAACAAGUGUGAUAUUUGUUUAAAACAGUUUAGUGAAGCAGGUUCUUUGAAACAACAUUUGAGAGUGCACACUGGGGAAAAACCUUACAAGUGUGAAAUUUGUUUUAAGCAAUUUAGUGAAGCAAGUAAUUUGAGAAAACAUUUUAGAUUGCACACUGAAGAAAAAUCUUACAGGUGUGAAAUUUGUUUGAAACCGUGUACCACAACAAGUCAUUUGAAACAACAUUUAACACUGCACACGGGGGAAAAACCUUACAAGUGUGAAAUUUGUUUAAAACUCUUUACCACACCAAGUAAUUUGAAACAACAUUUAACAACGCAUACUGGAGAAAAAUCGUACCAGUGUGAAAUUUGUUAUAAGCAAUUUAAUCAACCAGGCAAUUUGAAAAGACAUUUGAGAGAGCACACUGGGGAAAAACCUUAUCAGUGCGAAAUUUGUUUAAAACAGUUUCGUGAAGCAGGUACUUUGAAAAAGCAUUUGAGAUUGCACACUGGGGAAAAACCUUACAAGUGUGAAAUUUGUUUAAAACAGUUUAGUGAAGCAGGUUCAUUGAAACUACAUUUGAGAGUGCACACUGGAGAAAAACCUUACAAGUGUGAAAUUUGUUUGAAACAGUUUAGUGUAGCAAGCUCUUGGAAAAGACAUUUGAGGGUGCACACUGAGGAUUUAUCUUAAUUUAUUCAAAACAGAAACAUGGAAUUUGGAAACACACUUGAGAGUGUACACGGCACUUCAGAAGGAAGGCCCUUUGCUGUUCAGCGUUAAUUUUUUUGUUAAAUUAACUGAAAGAAAAAAAAUAAAAUGUUAGGUCUUGG